Molecule: messenger RNA, 311 nt
Organism: Laccaria bicolor S238N-H82
Lineage: Eukaryota; Fungi; Basidiomycota; Agaricomycetes; Agaricales; Hydnangiaceae
Exons: 2
Coding region: 1-210 (69 amino acids)
Source: RefSeq, a predicted model, not a curated record
AUGGGCGCAUUUUUUUUGUCAAGAAAGGAUCUCUACAGGCGUCGCUUCCCAAAAAUCAGCGCUCAUUCGACGCCCACACUUCAAAAGCGACGCCACAGCGUUGCCUUCACUCGACUUGAAGUUAGUCUUCCCUUCACCAAUAAUAACUAUUGCAUGCCUCGUCAUAUGAGCGUAGUCUUGAGUGUUUUUCGAACCCUGAAAAAUCUCUAGCGGCCAGCACCUUUUGAGGAGAGCUUUUGACAGUGAUAGGUACCAACCCUAUGCCAAGAAGUUAGUGCCUUGUGCGGCGGCGUGCCGUAGAGACAUCUACG